ACCGCAAGGCAAGCGCACGGUUUCUUAACAACAAGAAAAAAUUCAAAAAAUCUUCAAACUCAAACAUUUCAAGCAAAAACCAAAAAUUUGAUAAAAACCGUAAGCAAUUUGUCGUGUGUUCGCGCUAAAGUUCUAACGAAACUCGMGUCGUCAUUCGUUUUGCACUAAUUAGCGAUGUCAUACGAAUUAAAGUGCACGCUUGUGAUAUUUAUUKUUGKGUUUUGCUGUAAUUACUUCGCUUCGGCUGCGGCAUAUCCCUGGCAAGCCGAUCAUGAGGGUUAUGACGCCAGCUUGGAUCCGGUCAUUUGGUCACGCGCCUUCGUUAAAGACAAUAUACGUCGACCCCGACAAYAUGCGACAUUUCCCGCUGCGGCCGGCGAAAAUAACGAAGUGCAAUUGAAUAAUCGCUUUUACGAAUUCCAACAACGCUUCGUCGACUCGAAUCGCGCCGYAAGCGAUAUUUUGCGCGAUGAAAAGCGUCGUGUGGAAAGUUCGGCUCAUAUUGGCGAACGUCGCACUGGCGCAUUGACGGCGGAAAACCAGUGGAACACAAUUGCGCAUGCCAAGUACAGAUCGAGAAAUAACCGUAAGUCAAGUCUGAAUCGUUCGAAGRCGSAAGCCAGAAGAAAACGCAAUCACAAACGUUAAAUAAUUAAUCGAACAUAGUGUACGCAUGUUUGUAUGAGUUAUGUUGUAGUGAUUAUCAAAUUUUUGUAUUGAUUAUGUGCUAGUUAAUUUGUUAAAAGAAUAAUUAUUGUGUCAAUAAUUGUAACUAUUUAUUGCACAAACUUUA
Messenger RNA from Bactrocera latifrons, 793 nucleotides. RefSeq lists its product as uncharacterized. NCBI's taxonomy places the organism in Eukaryota, Metazoa, Arthropoda, Insecta, Diptera, Tephritidae. The record is from RefSeq and is a predicted model, not a curated record. Bases 175 to 648 code for a protein of 157 amino acids. The transcript has a single exon.